AUGCAUCCAGGCUGUUUGCUGAGGGCGAGUCGAAUAGGACCUCUGAACGCGUAUAAAUGGGGAAGGAAAGCAUUUAAAAUCAUGUCUUCUUUUGCUGAAGACAUGUGCUCCACUCUGGACGAUCUCGGCAAUUGCGACAUCGCUACCUUAUUACAUCAUCUGCUGCGUCGACUUUGCAACCUCCAAGACGCCACCAAAACACUAUUGAAGAAACACCAUGCUCGGAGAUGGUUCUCGGAUCCAGUACUUAGAACAGCAGGAGCCACUUAG
This is a messenger RNA of Necator americanus (New World hookworm), 270 nucleotides long. RefSeq lists its product as uncharacterized. The coding region runs from base 1 to 270 and encodes 89 amino acids. The record is from RefSeq and is a predicted model, not a curated record. The transcript has a single exon. NCBI's taxonomy places the organism in Eukaryota, Metazoa, Nematoda, Chromadorea, Rhabditida, Ancylostomatidae.